This is a messenger RNA of Sitophilus oryzae (rice weevil), 1002 nucleotides long. RefSeq names its product alpha-aspartyl dipeptidase. Bases 178 to 900 code for a protein of 240 amino acids. NCBI's taxonomy places the organism in Eukaryota, Metazoa, Arthropoda, Insecta, Coleoptera, Curculionidae. Gene Ontology annotation, molecular function: serine-type peptidase activity. Gene Ontology annotation, biological process: proteolysis. The transcript is spliced from 5 exons. The record is from RefSeq and is a predicted model, not a curated record.
ACAUAUAUUUUGGAAAUUCAGCUGAUGAGCUGAGAAAUUUUUAUUUGAUUUACUAAUCUUUUGAUUAUUAUUGAUUUAUUGAUAAGAAAUUGAUAAAAGGAUCAUCUAAUAUAAUUUGAUUGAGUUUAUCAUCAAUUUUUCUUAGCUCUCAUAAUACUUAGACGCUUAUUUUUAAAGAUGUCUAAAAGACAAAUUUUGUUGCUUUCUUCCUCCAAAGUUCAUGGAUACGAAUUUCUGGAAUAUGCUUCUCAGGAUAUAAACGAUUUACUUUCCAGGAACAAUGUUUCUUCAGUGCUGUUUGUUCCAUACGCUCUAAGUAAUCAUGAUGAAUAUGUAAAACGCGUAGAAAAACCGUUUAAACAGUGGGGAUAUAAGGUUGUUGGAAUCCACACUCAGGAACAUCCAGUUCAGGCAGUAAACCAAGCAAAAGCUAUUUUUGUUGGAGGUGGCAAUACAUUUCGCUUACUCAAAAAGUUGUACGAUUUGGAUUUAGUUAAGGCAAUUAGAAAACGAGUUUUGGAAGAUGGAAUUCCUUAUAUUGGUGCUAGCGCAGGAACUAAUGUAGCAACCAGAAGUAUUAAUACAACUAACGACAUGCCCAUAGUAUACCCACCCAGUUUUGAUGCUCUUAAAUUAGUGCCUUUCAACAUAAAUCCUCAUUAUUUGGACUUAGACCCUGAUUCAAAACAUAAAGGUGAAACAAGGGAAGAAAGAAUUUUACAGUAUCAAGAAGAGGAAGAUGCUUUCACGGUAUUAGGUUUGAGAGAAGGCUCAACACUGUAUGUUGAAGGAAAUAGUGCAAUUUUAAAAGGAAUCCACAGAGCCAGACUUUUCGAAAAAAAUAAAGAUCCAGUUGAAAUUGAUGUAGGAUCGGACCUUAGUUAUCUCUUAAAAGAAUAAAUAAAUCUUAUUAUUGUCCUCAAGUUUUUAUAAUCAUUUCCAAAUAUAUUAAUGAAAAUAAUUGUAACUACCAUAAUUAAAUAAAACUAAAUUUAUAAACUA